This is a messenger RNA of Lemur catta (Ring-tailed lemur), 1822 nucleotides long. It is a transcript of the gene RMDN1, whose product is annotated as regulator of microtubule dynamics 1. The coding region runs from base 133 to 1077 and encodes 314 amino acids. The transcript is spliced from 10 exons. Gene Ontology annotation, cellular component: spindle microtubule; mitotic spindle pole; cytoplasm. The record is from RefSeq and is a predicted model, not a curated record. Gene Ontology annotation, molecular function: microtubule binding. NCBI's taxonomy places the organism in Eukaryota, Metazoa, Chordata, Mammalia, Primates, Lemuridae.
CGUGGGAGCGGAAGAGGCGCCGACCAGGAAACGGGAGGAGGCGGUUCUCUCGGAGGGACCGCGACUUCCUUAGCCUGGCCCGCCUGGGGAGCCGCCCAAAGGCGUAAAGUGUCAGCCCGCAAGUUGUAGGCCAUGGCGCUGGCCGCUCGACUACGGCGCUUCCUCCCUUUGAGACGUGGAGCCGCCCCGGGGUUUUGGCUCCCGACGGGGACUUCCGGCAGCCGCGGCCCCCGCGGCCCCGGGCGCUUCCGCGUCUCUGAGGUACUGGGAAACCCAGGAACUUUCAAAAGAGGCCUUUUAGUCUCAGCCUUGUCUUAUUUGGGUUUUGAAACUUAUCAAGUCAUUUCUCAGGGUGCUGUGGUUAAUGCUACAGCCAAAGUUGAAGAAAUCCUUGAACAAGCAGACUACCUAUAUGAAAGUGGAGAAACAGAAAAACUUUAUCAGUUGCUAACCCAAUACAAGGAAAGUGAAGAUGCAGAGUUACUGUGGCGUUUGGCACGGGCAUCACGUGAUGUAGCUCAGCUUAGCAGAACCUCAGAAGAAGAGAAAAAGCAAUUGGUGUAUGAAGCCCUAGAAUAUGCAAAAAGAGCACUAGAAAAAAAUGAGUCAAAUUUUGCAGCUCAUAAGUGGUAUGCAAUCUGCAUUAGUGAUGUUGGAGAUUACGAAGGCAUCAAGGUUAAAAUUGCAAAUGCGUACAUUAUCAAGAAACAUUUUGAGAAAGCAAUUGAACUGAACCCUAAAGAUGCCACCUCAAUUCACCUUAUGGGUAUUUGGUGCUACACAUUUGCUGAAAUGCCUUGGUAUCAAAGAAGAAUCGCCAAAGUGCUGUUUGCAACUCCUCCUAGUUCCACCUAUGAGGAGGCCUUAGGCUACUUUCACAGGGCAGAACAAGUGGAUCCAAACUUCUACAGCAAAAACUUGCUUCUUUUAGGAAAAACAUACUUGAAACUACACAACAAAAAGCUUGCUGCUUUCUGGCUAUUGAAAGCCAAGGACUAUCCAGCACACACAGAGGAGGAUAAACAGGUACACACAGAAGCUGCUCAGUUGCUUACAGGUUUCAGUGACAAGCAUUGAGAACUUUUGAGAGAAGAAAAUACAUGAAAUGUGAUAAACAUUGCCUUUUCAUUGAAUUAUAAAGAUAAUACAUUAACCAUAACUGUUCUUUGGCUGUGUUUUCAGCUUUUAACGUUGUGACCAUUUAACAGAUUAAAUGUACAAAAUUCUAGGUUUCUUCAUAAAUAACAAGAUAAAAGAAAUAAUUGUCAUAUUGCCAUAAGAGUGGUAGAAAUAAAUCUCCAUGGCUCAGGCAGAGAGAUUAUUUUGCAUCUGGGGCACCAGCAAUACAAAAUGGUAUGAGAUUUCUAAGGAUUGAUCACAUCAGGAGGAGAGGAGACCAAGAAAACUUUGUGGAAGAAGGGGCAUAGAGGGGAAGUGGCAUUUCAAGUUGGAUUGAUUCAAAGUUCAGAUCUUGCAGAGAAAGUUCAGGGAAAGUUAGGUGGUUAGGAUGUUGAGGGUUCUUGGUAUAAAGUAUUUAAAUGAUGUAUAUUGGUGGCAACCUGCAUAAGGAGAGAACUCAAGUCAGGAGAAGACUGAAAAUGGAGUGGUUUCCUUUUUAAAAUGUGGUGUGGUCACACAGUGGUUUGAAUUUAUCACUAGACAAAGUCCAGGGAACACAAAACUUAACAGUGAAAGGGAAAUUAAGAUGUUUUAAAUAGGCAGAACAGUGCUACUUACUUGAGGCUGAAGUGCCACGACUGCAAAUCUUAAGCUUUGUAAAAAGGAGUAUCUUGAAUGCCAUUUAAAUAAAUCUGAGACUGUA